This is a messenger RNA of Ramularia collo-cygni, 1458 nucleotides long. RefSeq lists its product as uncharacterized. Gene Ontology annotation, biological process: autophagy of mitochondrion; piecemeal microautophagy of the nucleus; autophagy of peroxisome. The coding region runs from base 1 to 1458 and encodes 485 amino acids. The record is from RefSeq and is a predicted model, not a curated record. Lineage: Eukaryota; Fungi; Ascomycota; Dothideomycetes; Mycosphaerellales; Mycosphaerellaceae. Gene Ontology annotation, molecular function: molecular adaptor activity; protein kinase activator activity. The transcript has a single exon. Gene Ontology annotation, cellular component: Atg1/ULK1 kinase complex; phagophore assembly site.
AUGAGCUCAUCRGAAGAAGAGCAAGACUCCACAUCCYCACGUUCUCCUUCUCYAGCCCUAUCACUAGAGGAACAGGACCAGGACCCUUCCCCACCGGCACUAGAUGGUCUAGUUCUGUACUUUGUUGCCGCCAAGCGAUCCCUCACCUCUACCUCUCACGUCUACAGAGCGAAUGAGCUAGUCACUCAUUCACGCUCACUGGUUGAGGAGAUUGCUCUACUCAAUGCCAAGAAUAGCUAUGCUCGUAGAGCCUUGUCCGAACAGGUCGGGACCUUGAAGGCUGCCCGGGAUACCAUCAUCGACGAAGAUGAGCGGAUUGCCACGGACUUUGAAGGGAAAGUUCUAAAGCUCGACGCGGCUCAUGAUAGGUUGAGUAAAACGUUGGAUGGACUGAGAAAUACCAUCGUUGCUGCCCAGGCCUCCUCUCCCCACCGAGAAGGGUUUCAAAGUAAGACCCUUCACGACUUCAUUCAGGUUGAGAAGCAUGAAGCACUCAUCGACUCUAUCCGCCAGGGGAUAGAUGUCUAUCACGAGCGCCGGGGACGGGACUCCCAGGUUCCUCUCGAAGACUUCGCCGCCAGACUCAAAACCAUCACCACAGCACUCUCGACUCCCGAGUCGGCGUCAGAGACUGCGGACGACAGUCUUCGGCUGAAACCCAACACGAUAUACUCACACAAAUCAGCAGGAUCUGGCGACAACAUACCCGCUCUCUUCCAAACUUUGACUUCUCAUGCACAAACUCUGGCUACCUUGCUAAGCCAACUGGUGAAUCAUUACGAUCUCUGCGUUUCAGCACUCAAGCAUACCGAAGGAGGAGGUGAAGCAGCACGUCUAGCUCUUGAUGAUGGGCAGACUGCAGCUGAUGACAGUCUCUACGCCGCCCGUUUUGUGCCCAUGGAUCGCGAAGAGAGGGAUGCCAUGCUCAAGGUCCUGGUUGGAGACGCAGGAGAGGUUGAAGACGUGGUCUCAGAGAUGGCAGAACUCGGUCGGGCCAUGGAAGAAUCACACGAUGAGCUUGUCGCCCUGGCGGAAAGAUCCAGAUCAGAACACCGGUUGAUCCAGAAGGUUCACAAGGGGUUGAAGAAUCUUCGCAUGACUACACUCCCGGCGCUGCUCCAGAUGGCCGCUCACUUCUAUCGUACAUUCUACUCUGAACUGGAGGCACAAUUGCAGGAGGACACCGCGGCCCUGCUGGAUUUGGUACAAUUUUACGAGCAGUUUCAACGAGGGUAUGCUGCGCUUCUGAAGGAGGUGAGAAGGAGGGAGGAUGUUCAUCGGAGGGCCGUGACGGUGGCUGAGAAGGCGCAGAGAGAGCUGAACAGGCUGUUUGAGCAAGACCAAGAAGCGAGAGAAGCAUUCAUAGAGGAUGUGGGUGACUUCAUCCCCAGGGAAUUAGGUGUGAGGUUUGGCAUGGAUGAGAAAGGGGUGCGAUUCGUCGUUGGAGAGGGAGAAUGA